AUGACGAGGAGUGCAACAUGUCGUGAUCACGCGCAGCGCGGCGAUGAGGCGUCGGACUUCCUGCGCCGUCUGUCUAUCGCAGAUGCAAAGGUUCUUUUGGAGAAGACGAGAAAAGAGAAGGAAAAGAAGACGGAAGAGAUGCAGAAGAUGAUUGGCGGACGAUACCGCGACCUCAUCCAGUCGGCGGACGAAAUCGUGACGAUGCACUCGGCCGCCAUGCGUCUUGAGGUGUCGCUCAAGGAGAUGCCCGAGAUGUGGCAGCAGAUGGAAAUGGCUCUAUCGGAUGCCUUGGAUGUUGAAAAACAACUCGGAUGUGUGGAACCGCCGGAUGCAGUACCUGCCACGUCGAAAGAGGGCGAUCAAGUUGGGGAAGCCACUGAUGUAGACCAAGUGGCGUUUCUGGUGGAAGUCACGGAAAAGAUGUGGCAACUUUUGGAUGAAGGAAUGUCGCUACAGGCGCUAGAGCUCUAUGAGCAGGCGGACAGGAUCCGUGAUCAAUGGGUGGUGAGCAAGAGUGCAGAAACGGAGUUUCCAUUUCUGCUGUCGCAGUGGGCGUGCAUUCAGAGCUUUCGACCGAGGAUACUGGCGUGUGCGAAUAGCUAUCUGACUUGUCGGGGCAAAAAUAGUUCGUUUUAUGCAGACAAUUUGUGCACGCUCGUGGUGCUGAGUACUCCACAAAUGAGCGCUGACAAAGCCAUCGAGGCGUUUUUCGAAAGCCGCUCGACGUGGUUGACCCCUAUUUACAAAAAAAACAGCGACAGAUGGUUUGCGCUGACGCAUUCUCGGAAAGAACGCACAUUGAUGGUUAUUUUGAAAAGCAUUUGCUGGACGAUUACACAAACGGAGGAAAUUUUCGGUGAGGACAUCAGGCUGUUAAGCUCAAUGCCGAAGCUUCCACUGAGCUUUAGGGAUGACCUUGAUGCAUGCACAUCGUCAGGAAAGGUGCUGGAAAGGCUAAGCAAGUGGUUUCGCCAGCAUCAACAACAGAUACCCGAGGUAGUGUCGGCGAUAAUUUCGAGUAUCGAUUCGAUCACAUUGCUAUCUCGAGCUCGGUCCAAGUUAGUUGCCUUCGAUAACACAUUUGGUGGUUGCCAGAGCGUAAAUGUGUGGCAACAGCUCUGCAGCAAAGCUCACACUCACCAAUCUGGAAGUGUAGAGAAGCAAUCGGCAGUACCUGUUGAGUCCGUUUUCUCUGUUCUCUACGCCGAGGCAUUUCGAAAACGUACGCGCGAUCUGGUACAGAACUCGUUUGUUGAAGCUCUGGAGGCAAUCAAAAGUCAGUUCCGCGCGUGCGUGCACGAGACGGUGGCUAACAUUUCUCGAACGGACUAUCGAUUGGAGAACCUAACCUUUUAUGACCACUUUGAGAAGAUCCAAAAAGUGGCUGCCGAUAUCGAUGCAAGUGAUCUUCAAAGCGUACUGACGGAAGAGUUUCUUCGUACGUUGUUGAAGCUGGUCAUCUUCGUUGAGCAAGAGUAUCCAUUUUGUCGGAAUCGCAAUCACGCUUGUGUGGAAAGCGAAGCUCGACUUUUGAGCGUCCACUUUCAUAUUUCCAACAUAUUUGCUGGGAUCGUGGCUGAGUGUCCGGGCCGAAUAAACAGCUUAUUUCCGGGACAUCCAAGCGCCGUCUUGAUUCCAGAAAACGACCCUGCACCCUCGAUCAUCGGUCCAACAUUCGAAAAGUAUGCAAACAACGGUUUUGUGGAGAAAGCGCAGCUAAAGUGUGCUCUAAAGGAACUUACGGGAGGUCACGAAGACUUUCGAGUAUGUUUUAUUUUCGAAGAUUUGCGGCAAGUGGGUAGUUUAGGGUGGCAUUCAUUUUAUCUGGUGACGGAGCUAAUGCGAAAAGCAUCAUAUUCACAAACGUUCGUCAACGUCAUGCACGGACUUUCGACAAAGCAUUGUGAAGCGUGGGCUGACAUCCUGCUUCAGCAGAAGGUUGAGCCGCUGCGCGAGCUCAUGCAGGUCGAGCAGUACGAAUCAACAAAUGAGGAAUGGAUUGCCAGCCACGAAGGAUGGGUAGAACAAGUGAUCUGUGACGAAGGUCUUGGGGAAGACAUCGAUGAUUCAUCUUCUGAGUCUGAAAUGGCUCUAGGUGACGAAAAAGUCUGGUUGCCAUGGUCUGAAACGCCGACAGUAUCGAGCUUUCUGUUUUCAUGCUGCUAUAGCCUUGAUAACGCAAAUCGGUUGAUCCAGAGCCCCGGCAGCGCAAAAGAUGAGCAGAUGAAGCUGAUGCAGCGCACAAUGCGCGACGUUCUGGUGGAGCGACUUACUGUUGUCAUCGUGACCGUGUAUGAUGCUGCAGUUUCUCUGCUCGUCAAAGCCAAAGCAAGUCAAAAAGACUCUGUGUUGAACUUUGGUGAAUGCUGUAUUCAGCAGUUUCUUUUCGAUAUGUAUUUCGUACGCGCGACGUUGGGUUUUUCGGAUUUUAUCCGUUUCGGAUGGGGCGAUGAGCUUGACACGGAAAACCGCUCACCUGGGCUACUGAAGCUGAAAGGCCUGUUCGAACGGAUGCGAGAGUUCAUUGACCCCGUGGAUUGGGAGAUAUAUGGCCCUCAGCUGAUUGAGAACGUCGUGCUGCAAUUUCGGAAAAGCCGACUACUCUUUUCAUCACUGUCGGAGUCAAAUGACAUCAACAAGAUCAAUGGGAAAGAAAUCGUCAUCGGAGCUCAUGACACGAGGCCGCUGGUUCGUAUCGCAGAGCCUGUUGCUAGGUUUUCGUUGCUUCCUGUUCCCUUGAAUCGCCGUAAGUUCAGAUGCAGCGUAUCGCCUCCGAGUGAGGAUGCCACCGCAGAGAGCCGAAGCCGAGCAAAUAGCACUUCUCGCUUCCACGAACGAUCGGCUGAAGACGAUGGGUCUAGCGUGCAGCCGUCGGCCUCGAAACUUCAAAAUCUGCUGUCUUCGUCGACCAGCUCACACAUCUUUUCUGCUGCGGCAUCAGGCACGAACUUGCUUUCGUCUGCAGCAAAGGGCAUCGGGUUUCUGUCUUCAGCAACACAGAAUCGUUACUUUUGA
Messenger RNA from Hyaloperonospora brassicae, 3015 nucleotides. The record is from the annotation of a GenBank genome assembly. Lineage: Eukaryota; Oomycota; Peronosporomycetes; Peronosporales; Peronosporaceae.